This is a messenger RNA of Merops nubicus (carmine bee-eater), 225 nucleotides long. RefSeq names its product zinc finger, SWIM-type containing 7 (gene ZSWIM7). The record is from RefSeq and is a predicted model, not a curated record. The annotation marks the transcript as partial. Gene Ontology annotation, cellular component: Shu complex. Gene Ontology annotation, biological process: double-strand break repair via homologous recombination. The transcript has 4 exons. Lineage: Eukaryota; Metazoa; Chordata; Aves; Coraciiformes; Meropidae.
AUGGACAGUACUUUGCCAGCGGUAGCAGAAGAGCUCUUGAAGGAGAUCAAAAAGGCUUUUCAGGAGACCUCCCAUGUCCCUGAUGACCUGCUGCUGGGGCUGAAGUUUGUGUUUGGCCCAUCUGCUGUCCCAGCUCUGGAUCUGGUGGAUCAGCGUUCUGUCACCCGGGUCACAGCCCCCAGUGGAAGGACUCUGUACCAGGUCCUGGGGAGCUCAGGCAAACUC